GGAAGAUACGGUUAGCUUUACUGCAGUGGGGCAGGAUCCUCUCCGGUGUUUUUGUCCAGUCCACCGAGCUCACGACAAUGACAGCGAGGAAGUCUGGCUCCCGCCUGGAGACGGAGAUCGAGCGGUGCCGCUCAGAGGGACAAUGGGACAAGAUACCGGAGCUAGUGCGGCAGCUCUCGGCCAAGCUCAUAUCAAACGAUGACCUUGGGGAGCUGUUGCUGGGAGAAUGCAAGCUUCAGACAUACUUGAAGGAGAAUCCCAUCAAACAGGGAUCCAGUCCCCGGGGCCCACGACCAAAACUGGUGGAGGUCAGGAAACACCUCACUGCUGCUCUGGACAGACGGAACCUCAAGGCCGACUACCUCCUGGAGGCUAGCGUGCUGAUGGCUAAACUCUGCUAUGUUGAAGGAGAAUACAGAGACGCUUUAGGUCACUACACCAGAGUAAAUAUGGAUGACAUGCAGCUGGCGGGAGCUCCUGUAUAUAGACUUUCCAUGAUAGCAGAGGCUUAUGCUACUAAAGGACUGUGUCUAGAGAAGGUCCCAGCUACUUCUCCAUCUCUGUCCAACAGGAACACUGGCUCUCCAUCGUCUAAUAGGAGCACAACAGACAGAGACCAAGAAAUCAUCACAUGCUAUGAAAAGUCUGGAGACAUCGCUCUUCUGUACCUGCAGGAGGCUGAAAAGGCCUUGUCCGCAGGGAUUCAGAAUCGCAGCCCAAAACCUGGGCCAACGGCCCAGGACCAGGAGCUGGGCUACUUCCUGGAGACUGGCCUGCAGAGGGCCCACGUCAUCCACUUCAAGAAUGGCAACCUCACAAAAGGUGUUGGCCGGUUUCGAGAGAUUCUUCGGGCUGUUGAGACCAGAACCACACAGAACCUGCGCAUGACCAUAGCCCGACAGCUUGCAGAGAUCUUGCUCAGAGGAAUGUGUGAACAGAGUUACUGGUCCCCUCUGGAAGACCCGCCCACGGUGUCACCAUUGGACGAUCCAACGCGGCAAGGACACACUCACAGCAAGAACUACAACCUAAGCCGACGCCCACGAGUGUACUCAGGAGAGAAUUUGUUUUGCCCUCAGGAGAAUACAGAAGAAGCAUUGCUGCUGCUGCUCAUCAGUGAGUCCAUGGCUAACCGUGAUGCCGUCUUGAGCAGAAUUCCUGAACACAACAAUGAUCGUAUCAUCAGCCUACAGUCGGCGUCUGUGGUGUACGACCUGCUCACUAUAGCUCUGGGGAGGAGGGGGCAGUACGAGAUGCUGUCAGAGUGUUUGGAGAGGGCCAUGAAGUUUGCCUUUGAAGAAUUCCAUUUGUGGUACCAGCUCGCCUUGUCACUAAUGGCAGCUGGCAAAUCUGCUCGUGCUGUUAAGGUCCUUAAGGAAUGCAUUCGUCUAAAGCCUGACGACCCCACCAUCCCUCUGCUGGCUGUCAAGCUGUGUAUCGGAGCCUUGCACUGGCUGGAUGAUGGUGAGUGCUUUGCUAAGAUGGUGAUAGACAUGGGGGAGAAAGCGGCUGAGUUCAGAGCCAAAGGCUUCUUGGCCAUUGGGCUGGUUUACAGCCUUAAAGCCACUGAUGCCUCCUUACGAAGCAUGCAGGAGGACUACCAGAGGAAAGCUUUGGGUGCCUUCCAGAGAGCUCAGAGUCUGUCUUCAACUGACCACCUCGCAGCCUUCUACUUGGCACUGCAGCUUGCUGUGUCCAGACAGAUCCCAGAGGCACUGGGGUAUGUUCGACAGGCGCUGCGGCUUCAAGGGGAUGAUGUCCACUCCCUUCAUCUGCUGGCCCUGCUGCUCUCUGCCCAGAAACACUACCACGACGGUCUCAAUAUUAUAGAGAUGGCCCUGUCCGAGUAUCCGGAGAACUUCAAUCUAUUGUAUACCAAGGUGAAACUUGAGUCGAUGUGCAGAGGACCAGAGGAAGCUCUGCUCACCUGUAAACACAUGCUGCAAAUCUGGAAGAGCUUUUACAACCUUACCAACCCCAGUGAUUCAGGGCGCGGCAGCAGUUUGUUGGAUAGAGCCAUGGCAGACAGAAGACAGCUCAACGCCAUGACUCUUCCUGACUUCAGUGACCCCGAUUUACUCUCAGCUUCUUCCUCUUCUCACUCUGGUUCUGAAGCAGUAUCCCCCACUUCCCCAUCCACCAUUUCCACCUUCUCAUCUCCGCCACCCUCCCCUUUCUUUCCUUCCUCCCCUUCCUCCCCUUCCUCCCCUUCCUCCCCUUCCUCCCCUGUGUUCAUUCUCCAGCCUCCUCCACCACCCAAAAACCCGUCCUUCCUCCCGCCACUUCCACCUCAUCCCCCCCCUCCUCCACUUCUUCCCACAUCCACCAAGACCAGGACUCACUCGUUUUGCAACCACGCAACUCUUCGCCAUCUUUCCUCCAACUACGGCCGUCACAACGCUAACAUUCUUGGUUUUUCCUCCAUGUUUUCUGUUUGUUCGGUGCACGCUACUUCCAUAGCAGCCAGUCGUGUAGAGCAGGCUCUGUCUGAGGUGGCCUCCUCCCUGCAGAGCAGCGCCCACAAACAUGGGCCGCUCCACCCCUGGAUGACCCUGGCUCAGAUCUGGCUGCAUGCAGCCGAGGUGUACAUCAGCAUGUCGAAACCUGCCGAGGCCUCAGCGUGCACCCAGGAAGCCGCCAACCUCUUCCCCACAUCCCAUAAUGUGCUGUACACGAGGGGCCAGAUAGCCGAGCUGAGGGGCAACAUAGACGAGGCAAAACGCUGGUAUGAGGAGGCCCUGUCCAUCAACCCAACACAUGUCAAGACCAUGCAGAGACUGGGUCUGAUUCUCCAACAGCUGCAGCGCUACAGUCUGUCUGAGAAAGUCCUGAGGGACGCUGUGCAGGUCAACAGUACGGCUCACGAUGUGUGGAACAGUCUGGGUGAGGUGUUGCAGGCUCAGGGAAACGCUGCUGCUGCCACUGAGUGUUUCCUCACCGCCCUGGAGCUGGAGGCCAGCAGCCCCAUUCUGCCCUUCACCAUCAUACCCAGAGCACUAUGAGACACACACAGAGCAUGCCUGGGUGCAACUUACACACACACUUGCAUAAGGUGUUACUGCCAUACCCUCAGAGAUACACACAUACACACACCAUAGAAAUGCAAAUAAUACAUAUGAACAUUCAUACACGCUUCUCCCUACCAAACCUUCCCAUAAUGCCUUGCUGUGGCUGUGACUCUUGUGUGUGGGAGUAAGUCUGUGCCGAUACAUUGCUUGUUUAUGUCAGUCUGCACUUUUUGUGUGCCUGUUUGUGUCUGUGCAUGUACACCCAUGUUUGUGUAUGUGCGGCCACAUGACGUCUGUGCAUAUUCUGUGUGUGUUUGUUUCUUUUCCUGUUCACAGAUGUAAAUAAGUUCCAAUUAGAUCCAUUACUGUGACAGUCAGCAUUCGCAAACCUUAAAGUUUACAUUUUGUUUACAUGUUAUUAAGUACCAAAACAAACACACACAAUUUCAUGGUCCUUUCACACACUGAGGGAAGAUCUAGAAAAUUGUAUAAAAAUGACUUAUGGGCAGUUAAAUAGUUUUAUUAAUGUUUCCUUUAUAGGCCUAAUUUUACUGGUAUUCUUGUUGACUCAAAUACACACACACACACACACACACACAUUCACCUCUGGCUGGAGAGAAUUGUUACUGUAGGACUGACUCACGACAGCAGAUCACGGAAGAAGCCAUCAGUAAAAUUGAAAAUACCAAACCAAGGGCUGCAUUUACACACAAUCAAGAUUCGAUUUUUAACAGCGAAUGCUCAAGUAUUCGCUAGUUUCAACCUUCACUGACAUUGAAGGAGUGGACGUUCACAAGUUUUCACUUCCUGACUGAGUGUAAGAUGAUAUGACACAAAGAUGUGCAGUAAAUAGGAAGCUAGAGCCAGCAGCUAUUAGCCCAUGUUAGCAUAAAGGCUUUCUCCACUCAAUAAACAAUAAAAAGCACUCCCAGGUAUCUCUACAGCUCACUAAUUAACAUGUUCUAUGUUGUGUAAUCUGUACAGAAACAUGUUUAAACGACAACACACAGAUUGUGCGACUGUUGCAUCUCCUACCUUUUGUCUUUCGCUGCUUUUUACUCUGUCUGCCUCUUCCCUGAAUAAUAGUGGAAACAUGCUCAUCAAUGAACUGUAAAGAUGAUGGUAGAUACAUGUUGUUCAUCCAGGGUAAUCGAAGCCAAACCAAUAAGCUCCUGGCGUUAUGUUUAGUCAACAGACAUGUGAGUGUUCGUCUCAUCAAGAGCAACGAGAUCGAUUUCUCAAAAUGUCUACUGUUUUCAAAUCAUCUAUUGCUGUAGAGUGAUUCCAGUUCCACAUGAAUAAAGGUUUUUAAUGAUCGCAAUCUGUUUAAUAAUAAACAAUAAUAAACUGCAGCUCCUGUUAAACAUUUCUAUUUUAACUUUUAACUUUCUACUCCACUCACAGCACAAAUCAUGAGUCCGAUGUCGUGUUGUGUGUCAACGAAGCCUCGGUGACUGUUGUGUCUUUGCCCUGUCGCACAAUCAUGUUAAAUACAACCAGAAGAAUAUAGCUUUUUUUUAUUUUUUAUUGUUUGAUGAUCAAUACACAGAGUUGUCAUUGUACAUUUGAUUGUUCCAAGUGUAAUAUUACUGUUAUUAUUUUAGAGAGUAAAUUAUAAUUCUAUUUUCCGGAGAGCGAUGUUACUGAGGUGCUGUGGGAGGAGAGGAAGGAUGAGCUGAUUCAGUUUGUUCAUAUGAGCCCUGUCAGUGAGUCCUUAGUGCUGUAAAUGAAUGCCUGAUAUAAGAAUGAUAUCAAUGAAUCAGAGAAUAAAAUUGGUUAAAAACAA
This is a messenger RNA of Pleuronectes platessa (European plaice), 4794 nucleotides long. It is a transcript of the gene ttc7b, whose product is annotated as tetratricopeptide repeat domain 7B. Gene Ontology annotation, cellular component: plasma membrane. The coding region runs from base 78 to 3002 and encodes 974 amino acids. Lineage: Eukaryota; Metazoa; Chordata; Actinopteri; Pleuronectiformes; Pleuronectidae. The transcript has 23 exons. The record is from RefSeq and is a predicted model, not a curated record. Gene Ontology annotation, biological process: phosphatidylinositol phosphate biosynthetic process; protein localization to plasma membrane. Gene Ontology annotation, molecular function: protein binding.